AUGGUUUACAGGUUCUUAGGCAUGGCUUAUAUUUAUACAAUUUUGGCGAUACUAUCUUUGAUACAAGAAUCAUUAUGCGCCGAAUUGUAUUUCUUAGCUUCUAAGCAAGUUGAACUUUCGGAACCUACUGCAGCUUUUUUAUCCAAAGCUGAUGUUAUGCAAGCGAACAAAUACAUGCUGGGAAUGACAGCUGAAACUCCUCUAACAUGGGCAAUUGAGGGUGAUAUUUUCAGAAGACCACGAGCAUUAGCAGUAGUUACUGUCAUUAAUGGAAAAGCUCUGAGCAACUUACCACCAUCCAAAUAUGCUGUAUCGGCAGAUGGCGAAGAUUUCAAUCAUGAAGAAUUGGUUAACAAUAAAGUAUUUCGUGAUGAAGGACAAGAAUGGAUUCUGAUGCAGAACGCAAUGCUGGAAGGUUCACAAAUUGCUUAUGAUGCUCAGAAUACUUUGUUAGGAAUUCAAGUCAAGACGAAAAGCAAGCCACUACGACAAGAAAUUGAAAAUCUUUAUAAAAUUGCAGAAUCGAUAAGUAAAUCGAAAGUUGCUCGUACUAGAAACACCCCAACAAUUUUUAUUAUCAACGUGAAUGGUUUGCCAGCUGCUGAGAAGGAAUUAUCCAAAAACGAAUAUAAACUAGCUAUUGACGAGCUGGAAAGCGCAAUUCAACAUUUAAUUUCUGUACUGCGGAAUACAUACAAUGAUCGUGUAAUUGCGGAGCUCAUUACGGAAUCAAAGUCUGAAAUCAAAAAGAGACAAAAAAGACAGGAAGAUAGUCCUAAAAGUCCAUCUGACCGGAUAAUGAAGUUACGAAAGGAACUAAACGUUUAUCAGUUUUCAUCUGGCAAUUAUCCGGCUACUUUUGGCAUAUUUCUACUCGUAAGUGUUGCACUUUUUUUAAUUGUUCUCUUUGUAACUGUUGGUUUGUGGAAUAUGGAUCCAGGUAAAGAUUCAAUUAUUUAUCGUAUGGUAACAACUCGGAUGAAGAAAGAUUAG
Messenger RNA from Brugia malayi, 993 nucleotides. RefSeq lists its product as uncharacterized. The transcript has 6 exons. Gene Ontology annotation, molecular function: signaling receptor activity. Gene Ontology annotation, cellular component: membrane; external side of plasma membrane. The record is from RefSeq and is a predicted model, not a curated record. Bases 1 to 993 code for a protein of 330 amino acids. Gene Ontology annotation, biological process: positive regulation of Wnt signaling pathway. Lineage: Eukaryota; Metazoa; Nematoda; Chromadorea; Rhabditida; Onchocercidae.